AUGCUGCGACCCGUUCCGUCGCUCGCCUCCCUCCUGGACGACGGCGACGCUCGCAAGCGACGCAUCGCGCGCCUCAGCCACGAGCGCGAACUCGCGCGCGACGCCGAGGUGUACCGCGGCGAACUCGCCCGUCAGCUCGCGCGUCUCGACCGGCGACUCGAGCGCAUCCGAGGAGCCUUCUCCUCGCAUCCCGUUUGGGCGCCGGCGCAAACAAAGGCGGCACAAACAGGAGGGUCCGCCGCCGGCGCGAGCAAAGUCGACGCGAAGGAGCGGGCUCGCGCGCGAAUGGCCGCGCGAUACGCCGCGCUCGUGACGAGCGGCGGCGCCAACGUGAACGUGAAUGUGACAUGAUCAUUGAUGAAAAC
Molecule: messenger RNA, 365 nt
Organism: Micromonas commoda
Lineage: Eukaryota; Viridiplantae; Chlorophyta; Mamiellophyceae; Mamiellales; Mamiellaceae
Exons: 1
Coding region: 1-351 (116 amino acids)
Source: RefSeq, a predicted model, not a curated record